AUGCUUGAGGCUGAGACGUCUUCCAGGGAAGAGCCGACCAUCCACCCAGCCCCCCUCCUGCUGCCCAUGGGCCGCUCGACGAGGGCAUUGGACGACCUUGGUUGCCCGGCCUCCCCUGCUCGCAUCCCUGCCUCUAAGAAGUGUAAGGGUGUUGAUCGUCCAGUCCCACCUCCUCCUCCUCAGAAGACCCUGUCCAACGACAUGGGCAGGGAUUGCACAACAGGCCACUUCAAUGCCUCCCCCGCCUCCUGGCUUGGGACCGCAACAAUGCGGGCCUUCCCCUCCCCCCUCAUUCCUGACAGGGCCGAUGAAGACCUCCCCUCAUCAAUCCGUCCCUUCUUUCACUUCCGAGGGCCCCACCAGAAGCAGGUUCUCAUGUCGUUCAGGGGUACCCCUCCUGACGUCAUGAAGUUUUUCACCGAGUCGGCUGUUCGUGCGGCCAACGGGUACCUCAGGGAUGGCCGUUCCAUGUUGAAGGUCACCUCCAUUGUCCGUGCCUAUGACACUUUUAGCCUGUCAGUUUGUCACGCUCUUCAAGAGUGGUUUGAGGCGGAUGAUCUCCGCCGCAUUACCUUCGUCUAUGUCCCAUCCGCUCUACGUGGGAUAUCCAUGGUGAAGCACACAAACGCGCUUCGCUCUCGAGCGGCGCACUCAGUCCUGGACUCGUGGAAUUCCACUUUCCAGGAUCCAACUUACCGAGGCUCUGAAUUCUUAGAGCUUCAACAGCCUGACGGGCGGCUGCUACAGCCAUCAUACCUCAAUGGGGGACCUUGGCUUUCAACCUUCGGACACAGUAUCACUGAGUUCGCCCGCGUCUGCUGGUGUAUAACUGGCCACGUGCCCAUUGGAGCGUAUUACCGUCGCUUCAAGAUCAAUGAGCCUCAUGGCUGCACUUGCGGGGCUGCUUUGCAGUCUCGCCAGCAUAUCCUCUUUCGCUGUUGUGAUAGAUAUUCUGUACACUAUCCCCGCUUUCUUGGGGAUAUUGCAUCUUUUAUGAAGUACAACCCCACAGCGUUUGGCUUCAACCGAGACCCUUCGGGUGUCGGAUAA
Cyclocybe aegerita is the source of this 1050-nucleotide messenger RNA. NCBI's taxonomy places the organism in Eukaryota, Fungi, Basidiomycota, Agaricomycetes, Agaricales, Hemipholiotaceae. The record is from the annotation of a GenBank genome assembly.